AUGAGCUCGACUGGACCGCCCGCAGAGGCAAAACAGGCGCAGGCGAGCGCGUUGGCUGAACUCGAGGCUGCGCAGCGUAAGAAGCGGGCGAUUGACACGACCUUGUCAAAUCUCGAAGCGUCAAUUUGGGCGUUUGAGGGAUCGUACCUUGACGAGACGGCUGCUAGUGGGAACAUUAUCAAGGGCUUUGACAAUUACCUCAAGCCGCCGGCUAGUGGGACUAAGAAGAAGACGGACGCAAACGAGGUCGACCGCCUGUUCUCCACCAGCAGUGUCACGUCUCACCAGCCUCUGCCCAAGUAG
Molecule: messenger RNA, 303 nt
Organism: Cutaneotrichosporon cavernicola
Lineage: Eukaryota; Fungi; Basidiomycota; Tremellomycetes; Trichosporonales; Trichosporonaceae
Exons: 4
Coding region: 1-303 (100 amino acids)
Cellular component (GO): NuA4 histone acetyltransferase complex
Source: RefSeq, a predicted model, not a curated record